Messenger RNA from Austrofundulus limnaeus, 1975 nucleotides. RefSeq names its product SRY-box transcription factor 21b (gene sox21b). Gene Ontology annotation, biological process: neuron differentiation; brain development; positive regulation of transcription by RNA polymerase II. Bases 292 to 1023 code for a protein of 243 amino acids. Lineage: Eukaryota; Metazoa; Chordata; Actinopteri; Cyprinodontiformes; Rivulidae. Gene Ontology annotation, molecular function: RNA polymerase II cis-regulatory region sequence-specific DNA binding; DNA-binding transcription activator activity, RNA polymerase II-specific. The transcript is spliced from 2 exons. The record is from RefSeq and is a predicted model, not a curated record. Gene Ontology annotation, cellular component: nucleus.
UCCGUGUAUUUCACAUGGGGCGCGCGGGAGUUGACAUCCACUUGUGUGUGCUGCUGCUCGCUGAGAGGAGAACCGUCUCAGGCGACAAGAGGAGAACAAGACCGAGGUGUUUUUUUCUUAUUCUUUUUCUUCUGCUUCUCUUCCUGACGGCGCUUCACUCCUGGACGCUACAAUGACGCAGAAAAGAUUUGCGCGCUCGUAAAGACGCCGCCACUUGAACAUUUCAGAGGAUAAUAAAAAUCAUCGGAAGGGAUGAAGAACUGAAGUUUGAAAGAGUUUGACCCCCCCAGCAUGUCUAAACCAAUGGAUCACGUCAAACGUCCGAUGAACGCUUUCAUGGUCUGGUCCAGAGCCCAGCGCAGGAAAAUGGCCCAGGAGAACCCGAAGAUGCACAACUCGGAGAUCAGCAAGAGACUGGGAGCGGAGUGGAAACUUCUCACCGAGUCGGAGAAGAGGCCGUUCAUCGACGAGGCCAAGCGGCUGAGAGCCAUGCACAUGAAGGAGCACCCCGACUACAAAUACAGACCGAGGCGGAAGCCCAAGACCCUGAUGAAGAAAGAUAAGUUUUCCUUCCCGGUGCCCUACAACCUCGGGGAGCACGACGCGCUGAAGAUUAACGGACUCGCCGGAGGAGCGCUUUCCGACUCGGUCAUUGGGAACCCGGACAAGGCGGCGGCCGCGGCGGCCGCGGCGGCCCGGGUCUUCUUCAACCCGUCCAUGUCCACGAACCCCUAUUCAUUUUUUGACCUGGGCUCCAAGAUGACCGAGCUCUCCCCUCCUUCGUUCCCCUACGCCUCCCCUUUGGGCUACCCGCCCGGGGGCGCGUUCUCCGGGACGGGCGGUGUGGGCGGCGGGACGCACACCCACUCCCACCCGUCCCCGGGCAACCCGGGCUACAUGAUCCCGUGUAACUGUUCGGCCUGGCCCACAGCGGGACUCCAGCCGCCCUUGGCGUACAUCCUGCUCCCGGGGAUGGGGAAACCUCAGCUUGAACCGUACCCCGCGUACGCCGCGGCGUUAUGAUAGGCCCACUUUGGAGAGUGCGCAAAAACRAAAGAAGAAAAGAAAAAGAAGAGAGAGAGAAAAAACGAGUUAUCCAUGCAAGAGUUUUAUAAUUAUGCAUGCACAAACUUGUAACAUGUGAUGAAGUGCUCGUCGUCUCAGAUAUCACAUGUGUAUGUACAUUUUAAUGCCUUUAUCUUUAAGGUAAUGCUUAUUUAGAGAACUCUCUAAUCUAUUAUCACAACCUGCAGGACUGAACACAGAUUUUUAGGGACGGAUGGCAGAGCAUUGGGUGAUUUUUUUUUCCCCUUUGGAAAAGAUGGUCCGUUUUGCUCUUUUCCCACCUGCUUGUCAAACCUGUUGGAAUCAGUGGACCCCCUCCCCCCUCCCCCUGCUCUCUCUCAUCAGGACCACAUCUCUCAGAUAAAUAAUGGACUGUAAAUGUGUACAGAUAAAAUGACUUUAGUUCUUUUAGUGUUGGACAUAUGGGGCCCAUGCAGGAACCUAUUCCCCUAGAAACCACCAGUGUACCUAUAUUUUCUUUCUUUUUUUUUAUAUAGAUGUCUGUAAUAUUUAUUGUUUAGUGGAAUCUAUGGUGACCCAAGAUGAUUAAAAAAAAAAAAGAACGGACAAAACUAUUUGCACAUGGAUCUGAAAGGAUGUAAUUUAUUCUCAAAGGUGUUACUCGAUUCCAGUUUGAAAACCGUUUUGACUAUGAGGGGAAAAAAAUAAGUUUAUUUUGCAGGUUUAUAAUCUUCUUUUUGCUCCCCACUUCCUCUUCCCCCCUUCUUCGUAUCAUGUGCAGCAACAUAAAAAAGAGACAUUUUUAACUAACUCUUAAUGAAUUUGUAAUGUUUUUUUGUGUUUUCUUUUAACCUCCGUUAUGUACUUCAAACUGUUCACUUGUUAAGCCAAAAAAAAAAGAAAGGUAAAAAAAAGGACUACAAUAAAGCCUAUUUGGAUUAAAACAGAA